This is a messenger RNA of Panicum virgatum (switchgrass), 360 nucleotides long. RefSeq lists its product as uncharacterized. The record is from RefSeq and is a predicted model, not a curated record. Gene Ontology annotation, molecular function: nucleic acid binding; RNA-DNA hybrid ribonuclease activity. The transcript has a single exon. Bases 1 to 360 code for a protein of 119 amino acids. Lineage: Eukaryota; Viridiplantae; Streptophyta; Magnoliopsida; Poales; Poaceae.
AUGGCUUCGGUCCAAGAGAUCACUCACAAAACUACCCUGUUCUCUACUGAUGUUGAACGGAUGAUAAAAGAUGAUGGCAACCGGGGUGCUGUUAGAGAUAGGAUGGAGAGGAGAUGGCUGCCACCUCCAGCUAAUUUGCUGAAGAUCAACUCGGAUGGUGCUCUUAUAGAGAAGGAGAAAUGCGGGGCAUGGGGCUUUGUGAUGAGGGAUUGUGAUGGGCAUGGUAUUCUUGCAGGUGCUGGGCGUUUUCGUGCGGUGUAUGGUGCAUUGUCUACAGAAGGAGAAGCGUGCUUGGCAGCUCUACAAGCUGCGUUGGAGGCCGGUAUAUCCAGAAUCUUCAUCGAGACUGACUCUUCAUGA